GGCUCGAGCUCUUUUAAAGCCUUCAGCUCACCAGUAGCGUCCCAGUAUCUCUUCGCAGCGGCCAUGCCAGCCACGAUCAACGUCCGUCCUGAUGGUGUGGGUGUCAUCACCAUGGACAGCCCUCCAGUGAAUUCGCUGGGCACAGAAUUGGUGACCUCUUUCAAGCAGGAGUUCCCCAAGUUGGUCAGCGAUCCCAAGGUGAAGGCCAUCGUGGUCACCGGCAAAGGCAACAUGUUCUGCGGAGGUGCUGAGAUCACAGAGUUUGCGAUCAUGGUGGCCAUGGGCCCUGAGAAGAUGAAGGAGAACAACCCGGUGGCGGCCUUGAGCGAGAUGAUGGACAUGAUCGAUGCCUCGCCCAAGACCGUGGUGGCUGCUCUCAACGGCCCAGCUCUGGGAGGUGGCGGAGAAGUGAGCCUGGCCUGCCACUAUCGCGUGGCCUCGGCCAAGUCCUCGGUGGGCUUCCCAGAGGUGAAGUUGGGUCUGUUGCCCGGCGCACAGGGCACUCAGCGCUUGCCUCGUGUGGCACCGCUGCCCACGGCCAUGUCCAUGAUCCUCCAGGGCAAUCCGCUCAAUGCCCAGGCCGCGAAGAAGAAUGGUAUCGUGGACCUGGUGGCCAGCAAGGAUCUCAUCGAGGAAGCAGCUGAAUGGGCACUGAGCCAUCCACCUGCACCCAUCUCCAAACGGGAGGUCCAUAAGACCAACAGGUUUAUGGUGGCCGCAGGUGGACUGGAGCAAGGGCUCAACACCGCCGUGAACGCCGCGCCCCUGAUGAUUGCGCCCAGGUCCAUCAUCAAGUGCUUCGAGGCUGCUUGCAGCGGCAAGCCCUUCCGUGAUGGGCUCAAGGUGGAGCAAGAGGAGUUCACCAAGCUCGUCUUCUCCGUGGAGAGCGCUGCCUUGCGGCACCUGUUCUUGUCCGAGCGCCUGGCGCAGAAGGUGCCCGGCGUGGAUGAGAAGCCGUUGCCCUUGAAUAAGAUCGGCAUCCUCGGUGCUGGCUUGAUGGGUGGCGGCAUUGCGAUGUGCUUCAUUCAGAAGGGCAUCCCUGUCGUGCUAAAGGAUGCCAAGCAGGAGUGGCUGGAUGGCGGCGUGAAGAAGAUCGACUCCCUGUGGGCUGGCCGCUUGAAGAAGGGCAAGUUGAGCAAGGACAAGUACAAUCAGUACCACAGCUUGCUGAAGCCCACCUUGGACUUCGCAGACUUCAAGGACGUGGACAUGGUCAUCGAGGCGGUGCCUGAGAUUAUGGACCUCAAGAAGCAAUGCUUCUUGGACAUCGAGAAGAACACCAAGCCCGACUGCCUCAUUUGCACCAACACCAGCGGCUUGAACAUCGAUGACAUCGCAGCGGUCCUUAAGGAUCCCAGCCGUGUGAUGGGAACCCACUUCUUCUCUCCGGCCAACGUCAUGCAGCUCUUGGAGAACGUGCGCACCAGCAAGUCUUCCAUUAAGACCUUGUCCACUGGCAUGCAGAUGGCCAAGAUCAUCAGCAAGAAGGCAGUGAUGGUGGGCAACUGCGAUGGCUUCGUGGGGAACCGGAUGCUGGCACCUUACGCAGGUGAGGCCAAGAUGGUGGGCGAGGAGGGUGCCACCAUUGAGCAGAUCGACAAGGCCUGCACCAAGUUCGGCAUGGCCAUGGGACCGAUGGCAUUGGGAGACCUCGUUGGCUUGGAACUCUUCUGGAAGCAGCGCCAAGCUGCUGGCGACAUGAAGAAGCAGACCAAGACUUACUACGGUCCCUAUGAGCUGACUGACUGGCUGUGCGAGAAGGGCCGCUUUGGCUUGAAGACACCCGAUCCCAGCAUCAAGGCGAACGGCCGCGGAGUCUUCAUCCAUCAGGGACGCGACAAGUACGUGGACCCCGAGGUCGUGGCCAAGAUGGAGGAGAUUCGCAAGACCAAGGGCAUCACUGCGCGGGCCGUGUCGGACGAAGAGAUCGUGGAACGGCUCUUCUUCACGAUGAUCAACGAGGGCUUCAAGAUUCUGGAGGAAGGCUACGUCGCUCGGUCUUCGGACAUCGACAUUGUCUACAUCUACGGCUAUGGCUUUCCACCCAGCAAGGGAGGACCCAUGUUCUUCGCGGAGAACUACGUGGGCUUCCAGAAGAUCCUGGAGCGACUGAAGGUCUAUGGGGCACAGGCCAAGGAGCGAUUCACCAAGAAUCCGCACUACCUGCCGAUCGACUACUUCGAGCCUUCCAAACUCUUGGAAGCUUGCGCCCAGAAGCAAGGCACCAAAGUCUUCCCAGGACAAACCCUCAUCGACGUGGUGCUUAAGGACUUCCGGAAGAACAACUCGGCGCCAGGCCCCUUCUCCAAGCUCUAGGUCUUUCUUUGAUUUCCCAGACGAGCAGGAACGGCGACUGGAGUUUAGAUGGCCGUCCUGCCAGAGAGUGCCGCGAAGGAAGUCCUUCCAUCGAAGACUCAGGACAUCAAAGACUCAGGACAUCAAAGUCAUUUAAAACUCACCCUUCAAGUUCAGCAAGACGCC
Messenger RNA from Durusdinium trenchii, 2481 nucleotides. NCBI's taxonomy places the organism in Eukaryota, Dinophyceae, Suessiales, Symbiodiniaceae. The record is from the annotation of a GenBank genome assembly.